AUGCCGACCUCCAGUACUGACACCGAUCUAACCGCCGUUGUUGGCUCUCCCUCACCUACCGCCGCAGCUCAAGGAGGACAGGAACGAAAGGCCUCUUCGUUUGGCACGUCCGACACAGCUGCUGAUCUAGAAACCUUUACCGAUGCUGCUUUCGACGUGGACAGGAUGAAGUAUGAGAGAAAGAAACGCAAGAUGUGCACAGAGAAGAGGUCUGUCGGCAGGAGCAGCUGGUUAGAAGAAAUGCCUGCCAACAUUAUGCUAGAAGUUUUCUCUUGUGUGGAACCUAUCGAUCUUUUCAAACUGUCUUAUAUAAACAAGAAUACGCGGGCUGUUCUCAUCACCGCUGAAUCAAAGGCCAUUUGGGCACAGGCGCGAAAAAAUGUGCCUGGUUUACCUGGUCUCCCGCCCGACAUGACCGAAUGGUUCUAUGCCGCACUCCUCUUUCAGCAAACCUGUCAGAUGUGUGGCAUAGACGCAAUGGCUCGUUCUGAAACCCCAUUCAUUCGCAUGCGCCUGUGUUCCGCAUGUACGAGCAAGCAUCUUAAGCUCGACAAGACGGCUAAGGAAAUGGGCCUCUUUCUGACACAUCUGUUAAAUGCAUCCGCAAAACAACAGACUCAGAAAUGCAAUGAAUUUGCCCGCCGGAUGAAAGAACUGGGGCAUGACGCUCGUGACCUCGAGCGGAUUGACAUCAAACAGUUCGUUCGUGAAGAAACCUGGGAUCAAGUUCUCCCCCGAAUCGGAAUGAUCGCCAACGCCAACAGGGACCGACGAUUGCGCGAACAAUUUGUCGCUCGCAAUCAGUCUAAGGCUCGAGCGAUCUUUGUUCAGCUAUAUUAUGCUCUUCCAACCGAGCUCGAAAAGAAUUCAUUCUUGCCCGUGAAAGACUUCUUGACAUUGCGCUCGGUUAGAUCAUUGCUGGCUAGUCGCGCUCCAGACGACGAAUUCGACACCUGCGCGCGUUCCGCACUUCCACAUAUUAGCGCCGAAUCAAACGCCUUCUGUGCCCGCAUGCGGCGAGACUUGAAGGCGGACGACGAUGCCUGGCGCUCCUGA
Dacryopinax primogenitus is the source of this 1056-nucleotide messenger RNA. RefSeq lists its product as uncharacterized. The record is from RefSeq and is a predicted model, not a curated record. Lineage: Eukaryota; Fungi; Basidiomycota; Dacrymycetes; Dacrymycetales; Dacrymycetaceae. The coding region runs from base 1 to 1056 and encodes 351 amino acids. The transcript is spliced from 9 exons. Gene Ontology annotation, molecular function: protein binding.